This is a messenger RNA of Orbicella faveolata, 2624 nucleotides long. RefSeq lists its product as uncharacterized. The record is from RefSeq and is a predicted model, not a curated record. Lineage: Eukaryota; Metazoa; Cnidaria; Anthozoa; Scleractinia; Merulinidae. Gene Ontology annotation, biological process: protein phosphorylation. Gene Ontology annotation, molecular function: ATP binding; protein serine/threonine kinase activity.
AUGGCAAGAAACAAGAGAAAGAACAUGAAGGAUAAAAGCAAAUUCAAAGCUCUUAGAAUUGAAGCAAAGAAGCGGUGGCGAAACAAAAAGGCGGAAGAAAAACGCCUCAAGCACGCAGUCGAGCAAGCCGCGUCAGAAAAAAGUCCUGUCGCUGUUGGUGAAGCCGGGGAACCCAAUCCUGCAGCUGCCCUCAUUCAACCCGAUAAGCCAUCGGUAAGCCGUCCUCUAGAGCAACAGGAGCAAGUCCAGGUACGGAUGGAUAAAGCUGCUGGACAUGAAGAAUUCGCCAACGUGAAACAAACGUCAGAAGAAUUAAUCAAACAAAUUAAUCCCACGGAGAUAAUCAAUGCCAACAAGUUCUUGGGCUCUGGUACCUUCGGCACAUGCCAUCUUGCCCACUACAGAGGAAUUUUAGUGGCAGUGAAGGAAUUCAAGUCAAGACGAUCAAGGCCCGACAAAGAUGUGAAACGCGAGGUUCUAAACGAGGCCCGAAUGAUAAGUCACUUGGGUGACCACCGUGGACUCCCCUUUCUUUUUGGAGUUAUCACGAAGUCAACGCCAUUUCGUCUUGUAACUCAGUUCCAUGGGGACAAGAUACAAAGUUUAACGCUUUACAAGGCCAUGAAAAGAGUGGAGCUGGACAAGCCAUGCUGGCUUCGCAUCUUAAGAGGCAUUAUCGAGGCCCUUAGCCAUGUCCACAGCAAGGACAUUUUGCACAACGACUUAAAGUCAAACAAUAUUGUACUCGAAAAACGUGGGAAAGAUUGGAAUCCAGUAAUCAUUGAUUUCGGGAAAGCGCGUUUCAUUUCCAAUCCUAAAGCACUAAUGUCCUUGUCUGCGUCUGCACAAGAGCAGUACCGGCGUUCAUAUCCUCACAUCGCACCGGAAAUCGUCCGCGGAGAAAGCCGACAGAGUGUACAGUCAGAUGUGUUUAGUAUUGGAAGGAUUGCUCUUGCCAUUUUAAAUUUGUUGCCAACUGCAACAGCGCUUUCGCUGAAAGCAGCAAAGCAAGCUAUUUUAGACAAUCCAGCUAAGCGGCCAAGUAUCAUUGGAAAGUGGCAUCUAGGUCUGCACCUAUCAUCAAACUCAGAUUUCCACUUCCACCCUUUGAAGCAAGGUCUCCAUUAUUUUUAUGGUCUGCCUCUUACUAACUUAAGAACUUGCGAGUCUGGUCAGUAUCUUAUAAACCUCCUGUAUCCUAGGUUGAAUCCAAGAAAUGUUCUUGCUACUGCAGCAGUUGUUGUAACAACACUUAAUAUUUUCUACCUGACUGGUCUACUAAAGAAGUCUGGUUUUAUUUUCCUUUCAACAUCAAGUCUGCUCAUUUGCUUUGCAAUAACUGGCUGGUUAACAGUAACUCGAGGAUUGAACUGCUUUGUACUGAAAAACAAUGAAGUUGUGGAGCAACCAACCAUUUUGGAAAACUUAACAAUGAGGUUUACAGAUGAAGCAGUCAACUUUAUCCUCACAAACAAAGAAAGCCCCUUCUCACUGUACAUGUCAUUUGCCAAAGUGCACACUGCUUUGUUCAAUACACUACCAUUCGCAAAUCACAGUGUCCAUGGUCGCUAUGGUGAUAAUGUUGAAGAAAUGGAUUGGAGUGUAGGUCAGAUCAUGGCUGCUGUUAAGGAACUGGGUUUGAAGGAAAAUACGUUUGUUUACUUUACAUCUGACAAUGGCCCUCAUCUGGAAGAAAUCAGUGACACGGGUGAAUAUCACGGCGGCUGGCAUGGUAUCUACAAAGGAGGCAAAGGACAGUGUUGGGAUGGUGGUGUUAGGAUGCCCACUGUAGUAUCAUGGCCAGGUCACAUCCCAACUGGGAUCGUAUUUGACGAGCUCACUAGUACUAUGGACUUACUACCCACAAUUGCCAAGCUGACUGGUGGAGACCUUCCAGAGGACAGAGUCAUUGAUGGAAAAGAUCUCUUACCACUGCUGACCAACAUGAGACAGGAGUCUUCUCAUGAAUUUAUUUUCCAUUAUUGUGGAAAUCAGGUCCAUGCUGUGCGUUAUCAUCCAAAAAACACUGACACUGUCUGGAAGGCGCAUUUUAUGACAUCGAAAUGGAAUGAGGGAACUGAAAGCUGCAGUGGAAAAGGUGUAUGUGGUUGCCAUGGAGACGAAGUUAACAUCCAUGAUCCUCCUCUUCUUUACGACAUGACAGAUGACCCUGCAGAGAGCUCUCCCAUUCAUGUUGACAUGCCAGAGUACAAAGAAGUGUUGAAAGAUAUUACCCCAGCUCUCAAAAAACACAAAGAGAGUAUUGAAAGUGUCCCUACCCAGCUUGGAAGGUUGCAAAAUUUUGUUCAUCCCAUGUUGCAGAUGUGUUGUAAUUUUCCUUACUGCACUUGUACGGAAAGUGGUAGAGAACUUGAGCAUUAUCCUAAAGCUGUCUGAAAAAGUCACUGACCAAUGUGUAAGAAACUUAAGUACUCACACACAAAAGCAAUGACUGGGUUUUGGGGUUUGCAUCGUGGAGGCAAUUUAACUGCAUUCUUAUCGCAUUAAGUCUUUUUUCCCCUACAAAGAUAUAGGAUUAACCUUUCCCAAGUGUUAAAAGCUGUGUAUAAGGCUAGUUGUUGGGACUGCCAGGAUUUCUACAUUGGAAAAACAAAACGUAGAUU